AUGACAAAUCCUAGUGCUGCUGCUCGUACCAAUUUGACCUUUAAAGAUGUCGACAUUUCCCGUGAGAAACUUGGCGAAGGAAGCUUUCGUGAGUGUUACGAAGGCAUUUACAUUGGGGGUCAUAGAAACACGCAAGAUGCGGCUUGCAAACGUUUCAAGUCGCAAUAUGCUGCGAGCAUCGAACAAGAGUUCUUUGCGCAAGAUGAAUUCAAGAUAUCCGAAAGUGCCAUCCAUAUGGCGGAAUGUUGGAAUGAAUUUUGCGACAAGAAUAAGAAAAUUAUAAUGUCUCAGGGGAGCGUCUAUGAACAAGAUGGUCGGAAGUAUCUGAUUGAACCUCUCAUCAGAGACUUUACAAAAUUCAAUUCCAAUUCUGGAUGGAUUGGUGAUGCUGCUUCGGAAUGGCAAGUUCGCUGUAUGGAAGCAUUUACUCACUUUACGUAUCACAAAUCAGGUGGACAAUCGAUCGUCUGUGAUAUUCAGGGACGCUACCGGAAGGAUAAAUUCAAAAAAACCAAGUGUCGCUUUGAAUUGAGCGAUCCAGCCAUUUGCUCUCGUUCAAGAUCGUAUGGGCUAACAGAUUUGGGUGAAAAGGGCAUUGACUCUUUUUUUGCGAACCAUCAAUGCAAUGAAUUUUGUCAACAUACCUGGAGCCGACCCAAGCAAACCAAAGCUUGGUUUCCUGUGGCCAAAGGAACCUCCAUGGUAUCCUCCGAAGUGGCUGCACAAUUGAGCCUGACGACACCACCUAGAUUCCGACUUGGAAGGAAUGGAUUGUUGGAAAUUGCUGAAGAAGAAGGAAAAGAAAAUAAGUUCGCAAUCGUGGCGAACAGCAACAUUGAUUCUUCUUCCAGAAAGAACAAGUCUAAAGGGAAGAACAAUGCUGAUGGUUUGGCGACGUUUGACAGUCUUGAAGUUGCCGGGGACCAUCAUUAUCAUCAAGUCGUGGGUGAAGUUGGAGAUAGUGGAAGUGAUUGGAGUAGUGAUAACGGCGAUGGCGAUGGUGACAAUAAUAGUGGAAGCGACUGGAGUAGUAGUCGUGGUGACGAUGAUGAUGAUAAUAAGGCCGGGGAAAACAAUGGCGGGGACAACAACAUCAGCAGCCUCAUCAUUAACAAGGGAUAUGCAGAAUACGACGAUGACGAAGUCGCAGGGGACAUUGCCAGCAAUGACUACAACCAUGAUAACAGCUAUGACGUUUAUGGCGAUGAUUAUGGAAGCGAAUAUGGUGAUGUUGAUGAGAACAAUACAGAUGUAUUUUUCAUUGGAACUGGGAUUGGUAGUGAUGACGAAAAGAUUGUAGGUGAAGACAGCGGGGAUGACAGUGACUUUCAUGAUGAUGAUAAUGACAACAAAAAGGGCAAAGAUGCCGGCAAUACCGGUGAGAACGAGAUCAUUUUCUGUUAA
Molecule: messenger RNA, 1404 nt
Organism: Cylindrotheca closterium
Lineage: Eukaryota; Bacillariophyta; Bacillariophyceae; Bacillariales; Bacillariaceae
Source: the annotation of a GenBank genome assembly